Molecule: messenger RNA, 1440 nt
Organism: Parascedosporium putredinis
Lineage: Eukaryota; Fungi; Ascomycota; Sordariomycetes; Microascales; Microascaceae
Source: the annotation of a GenBank genome assembly
AUGUCGCACUCCGGCGUCUCAUCGCGGUCGACAGCGUUCGUCAUUGACGCAAUGGCGCGCGGCCUCGACGACGAACCACUUUUCCCGGCCGACGACCAACCCGCCGAUUCCACCUUCAAAUUCGCAGUCAAGGACAACAUCGCGACCCUCAACUCCCCGACCACCUGCGCCUCCGCCUUUCUCCGCUCCUACCAGUCCCCCUUUGAAGCGACCAUUGUCCGCCAGCUACGUGACCGCGGCGGUGCCUUUGUGGGCAAAACCAACAUGGACGAGUUCGGCAUGGGCUCCCACUCGGUCAACUCGGUCCACGGCCCGGUAACGAAUCCCAACUUCGACGCAUCAGCUCCCCGGUCAGCCGGCGGAAGCUCCGGCGGAAGCGCAGUCGCCGUACGGCUCCUCGAGGCCGACGUCGCGCUGGGAACGGACACGGGAGGGUCGAUUCGCCUGCCAGCGGCGUACUCGGGCACUGUUGGCUUUAAACCUUCCUACGGGAUGCUCUCGCGGUUCGGCGUCGUGCCCUACGCAAACUCGCUCGACACGGUUGGGUUCUUUGCGCGCGACGUCAGGAGCGUGUACGACUUGAUCAUCGGCUCUGGGCUGAUCCGUGAACACGACCCCAACGACCCCACGUCCUUGACCGACGCGUCCCGCAAGCGAUGUGCCGAAACUCACGGACACAACAACAAGCCAGUACUGCAUCAAGGAGCUCCACCCCUCAUCCACGACGCGUGGCGCGAGGCCGCCGACGCCCUCCGGGAAUGGGGCGCCAAGAUCGUCCCCGUCAGUCUUCCGCGCACCGAAUUGGCCUUGCCCGCGUACUACAUCAUCGCACCCGCGGAAGCGUCGUCCAACCUCGCCAAGUACGAUGGCGUGCGCUACGGUGCCCGCGGCGAGGGCAGCGACGGGGCGGGAGAGGUGCUCUAUUCGGACACGCGCGGCCAAGGAUUCGGCGAGGAAGUCAAGCGGCGCAUCCUCCUCGGCACGUAUUCGCUCAGCUCCGACAAGAUGGACAAUUUCUUCAUCCAGGCACAAAAAGUGCGGAGGCUUGUGCAACAGGACUUUGACCGAGUUUUCAAGCUUAGCAAUCCCUCUACGAGGCCGAGCAAUUCGACCUCAGCGAGAUGGACGACCAAGUCACGCUCCAGGAUAAGAAGGGACCCCCGCAGGUGGACUUCUUGCUCUGCCCGACCGCUCCGACUUUCCCCCUUGAUCGAGGAUAUCGACCACCAAACGGCCGUCGACUCGUACAUGAAUGACGUGUUUACCGUGCCGGCUAGUCUUGCCGGCCUCCCUAGUAUCAGCAUUCCGGUACCAGUCAAGGGAGCAACUCCAGAGACUGGUCCCGUUGCAGGCCUGCAACUCAUCGGCCAAUACUGGGAUGACGGGCGGGUGCUCGCCAUAGCGCACGAGCUGUUGCAACGUGCGCCUGUAUCAAUAUGA